Molecule: messenger RNA, 1852 nt
Organism: Vespa mandarinia (Asian giant hornet)
Lineage: Eukaryota; Metazoa; Arthropoda; Insecta; Hymenoptera; Vespidae
Cellular component (GO): nucleus
Molecular function (GO): zinc ion binding
Source: RefSeq, a predicted model, not a curated record
GUAGCGCCAAUAGUGUGAAGUCUCUGAUAAACAAACUCAAGAAUCUAAAGGGAAGAACAUCUUGAAAUAAUAGUGUUUUUAGUGCACAAUAUUCAUUGUUAAGCACUAAAUCUAAGUGAUCUUGAAUAAGUGCAAAUACCAAAGAGGAAAUUAAAAAUAAGAUAGUAAAAUGGGUAGUACGGAUAAAGCUGUAAUUACAGGUUUCAUAUGCAGACUCUGCAGUAAAAUGAACCGUUUCGUGAUCCACAUUUACGGUGAAGAGGGUGAAAGAAUGAAACUCGCAGAAAAGAUCAAUGCUUAUCUCCCAAUUACGGUAAAUAUGAAUGAUCCGCUACCCAAAACUGCAUGUCUACAUUGUAUUGAACGAUUGGAAGCACACCACGAACUAAUGAAACAGUUCAUGUUUGCUAGGCGGAGGUUACCUACUGAAAAUAAAACCUCAGCAGUGGCAUCUUCUUCUACAGCAACUAUUGAUGCUGCACCAACGUCUAGCCCUCCUCCAUGUUGACAUGUACAAUCAUGAUAAUCCCUUUUUUUUGCAACACUGAGUAUCUCUUGAGUUUUAUCCAUAUCAUUUCCUCGCAAAAUCGUUAUUAAGGUAUAAAACUGUUAGGUAAAAGGUGUGAAUUAAGUAGAACAAUUUAAUAUCUUCAUAUAAUCUACUUGAAAAGAAAUUUUUAAUAGGAUAGCCAAAUAUUGUCUUAGUAGACUGAAAUUUGUAAUAUUGCAAAAUUUGUUAAUUACUUUUCAGUAUCCCAAAUGUUAUACUUCGAUACUUUAGAUGCAAUUAUUAUUUGACAACAAAAAUAAUUUUUUAUUUAUGUGCUAUAUAUAUUAAACCUUUUAUUAAGUACAAUUAUAUUGUAUAAAGUAGACUUUGGGUUGAUGAUCAUAUAAUCUAAUAACUUCUAAGAAGAAAUUAUAUCUUGGAUAGUAUCUUUUGUGAAAACAUAAUAAUAUUUAAAUACUUUAAUGGAUGUUUUAUUCUAUACUAUCAUACUUUAAAAAAAUUAUCAUAGUAUCUUUAAUAAUUUCAUAUAUAUAUGAAUGUUUAUACAUUUAUUUUAUAAUAAAUUAUUUCUUCAGAAUAUUACACAAAAACUGUUGAGUCAAUAGAAAUGUAGAAAUUUGUAUACUUAUAUGCUUAUUUCAUAAUAAUCUAUAAUAAUUGAAAAAUAGUAAAAUUCAUGAAAAGUAACACAUCUUCCAUUAAAACAAAAAUGAAGAAAAAUAUCAAUAAAUCGGUCAUUUAAAAUAGUGAUGGGACACGUAUUGCAAUCAUUGUAUAUUUACAUUAUAUACAUCGUAUUAUUCAAUCCCACUGAUUUUUAAAAAUCAGCAGAUGAAUGUUAUAUAAAAGCAUUACAUCUGCAGAGAUAUGCAUAUAAAAAAAUAUUUGUAUAUUAUGUUAACAUAAUAUUAUGUAUUUUUAUGUAAUAUUUUUAAAGAGUUUUAAUAUUCCUUUUUCUCUCUAAGCAAUGAUAUAAUAAACAAUCUUUACAAAAUUUAACUGCGCACUUAUUAUGUCAGUUGUUUUGUAUUAUCAAAUAUUUCAUUAAUAAAAUAUAUAUUUGUGUAAGCAGUAUAAAUAAUAAGGGAAACGAUCUUCACAUAAUUUUUGUAUGAUAAGAUUUAUUUGUUAACAAUGUAUGCUAACACAAUUAAAUGUUAUGUGGAACAAUAUUAAUGAAUCGCGUCACAAUACACAUUGUGCUUUCUAUAUGUAUUAUUUCACAUAUAACGUUGUAUAAUUUACAAGGAAGAUAAGUGUUUUUAUAGUAGGUAAGGAUGUAAUCAUCACUCAAUUUUUACUUAUUGUACUUGGUAUAAUAUAGAAACAAUUUAAAUUUAA